Messenger RNA from Triticum turgidum subsp. durum (durum wheat), 471 nucleotides. The record is from the annotation of a GenBank genome assembly. Lineage: Eukaryota; Viridiplantae; Streptophyta; Magnoliopsida; Poales; Poaceae.
AUGGCACCUUCUACUCUAAAACCAGGUGUGCCUAUUACUUUGCAAGAGCUAGAGCCCUCCUCAGAGAUGUUCAAGCAAGGGGCAUCCCUUCGGGUAACAGGAAUCCUUCAGUCAUAUGAUGUGGACUCUGCAGUUGUUGUCAUUCAAGAUGGCAGUGCUAGACUGAAGAUUGAUACUCAAAACCUGAGAGACAUUAGUUUCCGCAGCAAUUCCACGUUCCAGUUCAUCGGUGAACUCCUGAUCCAGCCAAAUAACGAUGUAAUUUUUUUCUCCUUCCAGAUUUUGCCAGUCGGUUUGGUCUUAGUAUCAUUGGAACAAUGCUACAUCAAAUUUGGUGCUUGCGUCCUGCAGGCGAUUCUACAAGCACGUGUGGGCAGGAAUGUUGAUGGACUUGACCUGAACCUUUACCAGCAGUCUUUGAUCAUCCGACGGCAACAUGAAGCCAAACUACUGAGCUCCAGGAGGCCAUGA